AAGCGAGCCUCCUAUUGGCCAGUCGGACUUUGCUCAGCCAAUCCGUGCGCAUAACGUCACAGAACAAACCAACAUGGUAGACGUCCGGUCCGCCCCCUGAAACUGAAAGUGGUGGGCUCAAAAUGAUGAAUGAGGAAGCAUUAUUUUGGACUCACGUUCACCUGCGAAGAGACAAGGAAGCCGACAAGAGCCGUUUAAGUGUCAGGUAACGUGCUGAGAUGGCGAGCGGACAGCUGUCGAGGGCCGAGGCGUUGGCGUGCCCGGGCUGCAGGCACGCGUGCCAUGUGAUGCUCUACUGUGACACGGAAACUCAGCUGUUUGGGAUCCACCCCAUCCGGCAUAUCAUACUGAUGCAGAUGCGCUUUGACGGUCUGCUGGGUUUCCCUGGAGGGUUCGUCGACCCGUCGGAGGAGUCCCUGGAGGCGGGGCUCAGCAGGGAACUGUCGGAGGAGCUGGGUGUGGCCCUUCCUAUACUGGAGGAAGAUCACUUGGACUCCUGCUACGGCCCUCCUUCAUCCCCUUCCUCCUCUUCCUCCUCUUCCCGUCUCAUCACCCACUUCUACGCGAAGAAGAUGGAGGAGGAGCAGAUUAGGGCGGUGGAGAGAGCUGCUGUGACCACGGCAACGGAUCACGGACAGGAGGUCCUCGGGAUGGUCCGAGUCCCUCUCUACACCAUGGAAGGUGGGAAAGGCCUCGCGCCGUUCCUGUCGCACUCGUUCGCCGGCAGCGCCCGCUCCCAGCUGGCCGACUCCCUGCUGCGCCUCCACCUGGUCGCCCCGGAGGAGCUGCGCGACGCCUCCGCGCGCGCUCUGCAGAUACGGGCGCGCGGCGCAGACGAGCUGCGGGCCGCUAUGUUGGAGGCCAAGAGGAAGCCGCUUUGAAACGCCACCUGCACGUGCACCAGACACAUCACAGCAAUCUUUGCUCCACCAUUAAUGCAAAUAAAACUCUCUGUGACUUCA
Messenger RNA from Cyclopterus lumpus (lumpfish), 962 nucleotides. Its product is annotated as U8 snoRNA-decapping enzyme. Lineage: Eukaryota; Metazoa; Chordata; Actinopteri; Perciformes; Cyclopteridae. The coding region runs from base 219 to 881 and encodes 220 amino acids. The transcript has 5 exons. Gene Ontology annotation, biological process: sno(s)RNA catabolic process; mRNA catabolic process. Gene Ontology annotation, cellular component: nucleus. The record is from RefSeq and is a predicted model, not a curated record. Gene Ontology annotation, molecular function: phosphodiesterase decapping endonuclease activity; snoRNA binding.